AUGAUGAACCAAGUUGUUGAGGAUAUUGCAGAAAAGGAUGAUAAAACAAAUUUAAAUGACUUCAUGUCACGAAUAACUGGAGAAAUUGUAGUAAAAGGUUUUUUUGGAAAGUUAGCUGAAGGGUUCUAACUUGAAGGAAAAGAUGCAUAGAUAGCUCUGACUAAUUUAACAGGAGAAAUAUCUUUGAUUGUAAUGGAAAAUCUAUAUUCGUUUGUUAAAUCUUUAUUAUUUGGAGUAAAAAUGUGGAAAAUCUUGCCAUCCAAAUAAGAAAAAGAUCUAGUGAGGAGAGUGGAGAAUGUAAGAAUAAAAUUGAAUGACCUAAUAUUAAAAAGAAUAGAAUAAUUAAAGGAUAAUCCAGUCCAAGAUCAAGAUAAAAUGGUUUUCUUAGAUUUAUAUGUAACUGAAUACUUAAAAUAAUAAGCAUAAAAUGAAUAAUAGAUAGAUCUUGAAGAAAUAUUGCAUCAAUUUAUAACCCUAUUCUUUGCCGGUACUGAUACAACAGCAACAGUUUGUGGAACUUGCUUAUAUUAUUUAGCUAAAUAUCCUGAGAUUUAAUCUGAAAUCUUAGAAGAAGUAAAUGAAGUAAUUGGAAAUGCUGAUAUAAAUGAAGACAAUUUAAAUAAGCUAAUUAAGGUUAACGCUUUGAUUUAAGAAGUUUUAAGAUUGAGGAAUCCAGCAUUUGUUACACUCUUUAGAACAGUUAAACGUGAUAAAUAGGUUUAAGACAUUAAACUAAAAAAGGGAUGGGCAUUAGUGUAAAUGUAAAACGCUAGUAGUAUUUAAGACACACAUUUUGAUAAUGCUACUGAAUUUAAUUAUAAAAGAUGGUUAAGCAAGGAUAGUAUAAUUAAAAACGAUAAUGGAUACAUUCACAUACCUUUUACUGCAGGGCCAAGAAAUUGCAUUGGAUAACAUAUGGCAUUGAUGGAAGCAAAGAUUAUUAUAGCACUGCUGGUUAGGAAAUAUAAAAUACUCUUAAAUCCGGCCGUUUAGUAAAUUAGAUUUGGAAUUAAAUUCUUGUAAUGUGUUGAACCAGACAACUGUGUAUUAUUUGAAAAAAGAAUUUGA
Molecule: messenger RNA, 1068 nt
Organism: Paramecium tetraurelia
Lineage: Eukaryota; Ciliophora; Oligohymenophorea; Peniculida; Parameciidae
Exons: 1
Molecular function (GO): heme binding; monooxygenase activity; oxidoreductase activity, acting on paired donors, with incorporation or reduction of molecular oxygen
Source: RefSeq, a predicted model, not a curated record